AUGCAACAGUUUUUAUUCGUAAUUUUUCUUAGUAUAUCACUUAUUCAAACACUUGAUUAUAAUAUUGAUAAUCAACAAGUAUGUACACAUAAACCAUUUAUGGUUAAUUUUCAACAUUAUUGUUCUCGUACACGAUUGAUUCAAGAUGUUAAUAUUCCUAAUAGUGAUCAAAUUUUACAUAUAUCUAUUAUUUUUAAAUCAAUAUCAAGUAACAGAACAUCAUUAAAUAUUAUUAAAUCAUCACAAUACAAACAAAAAAUUUAUUUUACAUUUUUUACAAUUUUUGGACGAUUUAUGUAUAUAAAUAAUAACACAAUAAUACCAUUAAAUGAUAGAACAAUAAGUUCAUAUUUAUAUAAUACAUCCUCAGAAGAAUUUACUCAAUGGACUAAUUCAGUUCUUAUUCCAUUAACACCUUAUUUAAGUGAUCCUUUUUGUUUUUUAAAACAACAAAAUUUUCUUCCAUUGGAAAAUAUUUCUCGUAUUUAUUAUUUAUAUACAAAUGAAACAAAUCUUAAUAUAGAUUUAUCAAUGUCGAGUUAUCUAAUUUCACCAUUAUUUUUUUAUACGUGUUUUAGUGUAGAAACACGUGUUAGCACAGCUGGAAUAAUUCUUAUUGUUAGUAUUAGUGUUUUAGGUCUUAUUACAACAGUUCUUAUUGGUAUUUGUCUAAGGAAACAACUCACUCAAUUGUAUCAUAUUUUAGAGAAUUGGAUAAAGCAAAAACGUGGUUUGAUACCCUCAAUUACUAUUCAUGGUAAGCCUUCAUCAUAA
Messenger RNA from Rotaria sp. Silwood2, 774 nucleotides. The record is from the annotation of a GenBank genome assembly. NCBI's taxonomy places the organism in Eukaryota, Metazoa, Rotifera, Eurotatoria, Philodinida, Philodinidae.